This is a messenger RNA of Thermothielavioides terrestris NRRL 8126, 2375 nucleotides long. RefSeq lists its product as uncharacterized. Gene Ontology annotation, molecular function: hydrolase activity. The transcript has a single exon. Bases 743 to 2053 code for a protein of 436 amino acids. NCBI's taxonomy places the organism in Eukaryota, Fungi, Ascomycota, Sordariomycetes, Sordariales, Chaetomiaceae. The record is from RefSeq and is a predicted model, not a curated record.
UGGACAUCAAUGUAAGGAAUCAGCGGCGUAAUUGAAGCGAGGCAGAAGGAGUCGGAUUCCUGGGCAAGUGCGGAAGGGGUCGAUUCCUUCAGGCCGUUGCCGUUAUACCAUUGCUGGAACUCCGGCCAGGUAUGUAAACAUGGGAUCACGAUGCGAACAAGCUAGAGUAGGGAGCCAGCGAUCCUUUCUGAAUGACGCUACCGCUUCGCGCAAAACAUCAUUGGUUCAUCCGUUCUGGAUGUCCGCAUCCUCCGCCUCCGAUGGCAAUCUGCCCUGACCUGCCGAAAAAGGGCAUCCGGGGCCGGCCAUUGCCUACCUCGGGAUUAACCCGGAAGCAGAUAGCACAGAAGUGGAGGCCCCGGAUUCCUUAUCAACCCGCCCAUCCGGCCUAUCGCCGGUUCCGCCCGGCUCGCUGCAACAUCCCCAGCCCCCCCCCGACCAGUUUCGAGUGUUGCGUUGAACUCCAAACUAAACUAAGAAAACGCGAAAGACAAUCCAGUAACUUCAAAGCAUCCGCAAACCAUGGAAUACAAGCGCCAACCCCCGUCGCCCGCCAGAGUGCAGCCUCGCGUGAUCAUCCACGGCGGCGCGGGCAACCUCACGCCCGCGACGCUGACCCCGGACCGCUACCGCGCCUUCCGCGCCGCCCUCCUCACAAUCGUGCGUGUCUUUUGUAAACCUCCCGCAUCACAAAACCGUCUCCAUCUAACAUUUGCCCUAGAUAUCCCGCACCCACAGCUUCAUGACCACGCCGACCACCACUGUCACCAGCAGCACCACCACAACCGGCAGCGGCAAGAGGAGCACCCUCCCCACCGCGCUGGAAGUGGCAACCCACGCGGUCGUCCAGCUGGAGGACAACCCUCUCUUCAACGCCGGCCGCGGCGCCGUGUUCACGCGCGACGGCACCAACGAGCUGGAGGCGUCGGUGAUGGUGUCGCGCGGGCGGGCCAAGCGCGGCGUGGGCGUGUCCGGGCUGCGGCGCGUGCGCAACCCCGUGCUGCUGGCGCGCGCGGUGCUGGAGCACGGGGACCAGGAUUUGCGGCCGCGGUCGCGGUUCGCGCGGGCUGCAACCGCCGGGGGGCAAGCAGCUGGCGAGGGGGAAGAAGCAGGCGGGGAGGCGGGGGAGGCGGAGUUGGAUGUGCCCUCCGCGCAGGGGCACACGCACCUGCACGGCGCGUCGGCGGAGCAGCUGGCGGAGAAGUACGGGCUGGCGAUGGUCGAGCCGGCGUACUUCUUCACGCAGCGCCGGUGGGACGAGCACGUCCGCGGGCUGGAGAGGGAAAAGGAGGGCGGGGGGCUCGCCGCGUGGAGCGCGGACGAGUUCCUGCCCCAGGGGACGGUCGGGGCCGUGGCGGUGGACGAGGACGGCGUGGUGUGCUGCGCUACGAGCACCGGCGGGCUGACGAACAAGCUGUCGGGGCGGAUCGGCGAUACGCCGACCGUGGGCGCCGGGUUUUGGGCUGAAGAGUGGAUCGAGAGCGUCGACGUAGACGCGGGAUGGGGGAGGACGGGGCCCGCCGUGGUUCUCUCGGGCGUGCUGGGGCGCUGGCUGGCUGAUUGUGUGCCCACCCCCCGCAUGUACACCCCGCUGCCUGUGGGUCGACGAGGUGACCUUGUGACGACGCGGUCCCUUGCUAUUUCGGGCACGGGCAACGGCGACUCGUUCCUCCGAACGGCAGCUGCCAGAACCGUCGGCUCCAUCGCUCGCUAUGCUUCGAAAUCUUCCGCCGCGGCGCUGUCUAAGGUCACCGGACCCGGCGGCGAGCUGCAGCGAAGCGCUGGCGACCGCUGGGGCAGGACGGGCGAGGGCGAGGGCGGCAUGAUCGGGAUCGAGUGCGUCGUGGUGCGAGACGCCGAGGGCAACGUGGUCGAGGCCCGGUCCCAAAUCCUCCAGGAUUAUAAUUGCGGCGGCAUGUUUCGAGCGUGGGUCGAUGACAACGGCGUCGCGUUCGCUCGGGUAUUCCGGGAAGACCAAGAACUCCCUGAUUCGUAUGCCGGCGAGGGAACGCCGGAGGACCCUCGACGAUGGCGCGGCGAGAAGCUGGGUUAGAUGCUCAACAAGGAGAAUAGAGCGCCGAGAUCCUGCACCGCAAAAAUCCGCUUGACUUGCAAAUGAGAUAUUAUUUCCGUAGAUGUUUCUGGCAGGCUGGCCUUCCUCGCCUGCCUCCGUGGCAACGCGUAACCGACCGAUUCUAUGCUACAGGGAACGCCGCCACCAGAAUGCUGACCGUCAUGAAUGCAUACAAAAAAUACAUGUCCGAGCCUCGGGGGCUGGAAGAGAAGAGUUGGGUCUGUCGAGGUACCGUUUCGGAUCGUGCCGCUUCUAUGCGAGCAUCUUCUCGUUCGAUGGAGGUGGUUGCGGAACCUGAGGA